Molecule: messenger RNA, 4853 nt
Organism: Cylas formicarius (sweet potato weevil)
Lineage: Eukaryota; Metazoa; Arthropoda; Insecta; Coleoptera; Brentidae
Gene: Pcl
Product: polycomb protein Pcl
Exons: 6
Coding region: 580-3015 (811 amino acids)
Source: RefSeq, a predicted model, not a curated record
GUGAAUGAAAUGGGUUUGGAUGUGUUUGUAAAUGGUUAAAACGACCACUAUUUCUAGUAUGCAAUAAAAAUACAGUCGUUUAGGACGGGUGUGAUCUUGGAAUGUUCUGUUUAGCAGUAGGAGAUUAGUUACUGGAUUGUUUAUUCUUCGAAAUUUUAUUUUACCCCGGGUCGUUUUUAUUUGGGUUGUAAUCCACGCGAUUGUUAUGAUUUAUUGUCGGUUUACACGCCUUAAAAAAAUCUUCCUAUAAGUCUUAUUACUGUUGUUUUAAAUUAAAACCUGAUGCAUGAUAACUUUGAUGUUUUUAUUUAAUUAUGUAAUGUAUUUAUGAUUAGGCAAUUUUUCUAUGCCAGACUGUGUUUAGGUCUUUAAUUUCCAGAUUUGUUUUGAUAAAUUUUUAAGCAUUUUUAAUUAAAAGCUGAAGGGACAAAUUAGCUCGGGUGAUAGACGUUUCAGGCCCUUAAUUUUUUGCAUUUGUAAGGCUUAUAUUAAUACCUAAAAGAACACAUAAGGUUAGCGACAACAAAUUGUAUUUUUGCAAUUUUCUGUUAGAUUUUUAUUGAGCGUAACCACUAAAACAUGUCGGCGGUAACGCUGCAGUCGUUUCAUUCUGCCAAAUUGAAAUUCGAGUCGGAAGAGACAGUGGUACCGGAUAGUACCACCCAAGCAGAAAGAGACAUGUCCGACUUUUGCCCAGGGGAAGACGUACUGGUGAAACAAAAAGAUGGGAGAUAUUAUUUCGGUACAAUCGUGGAGGCCGACAGUAUCCGGGACCAGUGCUUGGUAAGAUUCGGGGACAACACCGAAAACUGGUCGGCCUUCAAGGACGUGACAAAGCUGACCACGACCGAGCUUGAGGAUUUGCUAUGCGUGAUUUGUAAAAAGUCUUCACCAAAGAGCGAGCGCGAGAUAUCGGUGUGCGAUCAGUGCGGGAGGGGGUACCAUUCGAAAUGUCAUCAGCCCGAGAUACCGGCUAGCGGUCAGAAGGAAGACGCCGGGUGGAUCUGUAAGCGUUGCACUGACAGUGAGCCCCACAGAUUCAAAAAGGCCGACUCGAAACCCGGACGCAGGGAUUCCCGCAACUCCACAUGCUCCAGCAACCAGGAGAGCCUGCCCACGUCCACCGUGAAGGUGUUGCCUUACGAGAUAAACUCGUUGACGUGGGACACGUACCACCAGGUGAACUCUGAAAGCGUGUACUGUUACUGCGGCGGCAAGGGCGAGUGGUACCGGCAAAUGCUCCAGUGCGGCCGUUGCAGGCAAUGGUUCCACGAGGCCUGCAUCGAUUCCCUGCUCUACCCGCUCUACUGCGGCGACAGGUUUUAUGUGUUCAUAUGCGCCAUAUGCAAUUACGGGCGCGAUUUCGUCCGAAGACUGGAACUGAAGUGGGUCGAUCUCGUCCACCUCAUGUUGUUCAACCUGACCGUGCACAAUUGCAAGAAGUAUUACGAUCUGGACACCGUUGUGAUACCCUACAUUAGUGAUAACUGGCACGCUUUACAGCUACCACCAAAGAUGGCGAACGUCACCAAGGCGGAGCGUCGCGACAACAUCCUGUCCGUAUUGACCAACAAUCGGAAUCGGUUUAAGUGCGGGCGAGAAAUCAAAAAGCGAACUACGAUAUGGGGUUUGAGGGUACGCCUGCCGCCGCCAGUGCCGUGCGUGGUGCUCCCUCCGUCCCAUCGUCGGGUCACCGAGUCGGAGUUGAGGGAGUUGUGGCACGGCAAUAGGCGGUUGCAGUUUUUGCCUUCGCCGAUUGGCGAGAGGGCGUCCGCGCGGAAAAUCGUGGUCGCCGACGUCUUCAUGAGGAACCUGAUGAUGGGCGUGGCGUAUCAGCAGAACGCGAAUCACAGCGAGACCGACUCGCCUUGUCCCAGUCCCGAAAUCGAGAAGGAGGACCGAGUGAUACUCAACACGAUCAAGUUUCCGUCUAAGAACGACUACCUGGGGGCGGGGUGUGCGAAGAAAACCGCGCCGUUCAAGAAAAUGAGUCUGCAGCGACGCAAGAAGCUGCUGGCGAUGACGAAUCGCGAGCGGGACCGUAUUCUCAAGAGGCCGCGCCGUCUAGUGACGAAGAAAGAGCCGUCGAGCGAGGCGGGCACGAAGCGAACCGCCUCCGCGGGCGCGGACGGCAUGCCACCGACACCGCCCACGUCCGUCUCUGCGCCCCCCACUCCUCCGGCGUCCAACACCAUGUCGACGGUGUCGGAUUUGAGCAACGAUUUUUCGGAAAGCUCCGGCCAGACGAAGCAGGGCAACAAGAAACAGAGUCUGAUGGACUUGGAGCUGAACACGCCGUGCGACACUUCGAGUGACGAAACGUCGUCGAAAAGCACCCUCGACCUCAUCAUACCACCGCCGAAAGACUUCGAGGGCAAGAACAACCCUUUCCUCGGACUGUUGAGGAUGGGAGGCGACGAGUCGGCGUCGAAAACCAAGAAGAAGAACAAGGACAUCACGCUGCCGCUGCCCCUGAAGACUGUGAUACCUGGUCAGCCGGUAAUGAGGCCGAUGAAGAGGCAGCUCAGCGAGAAGGACAUCGUGAUCGGUCCCAACGGCGAGAUCAAACGCAAGAAACGGUUCCGGAGGAGCAGGAACCUGCAGCCGUGUUACGGGGGACGGACGGCGAGUAAAACAGCGACGGUGGUACCGGCGCGACCCGACGUCAAAGACUGGAAAGGGCCCCAAGGAGGCGCUUCGGCGUCUGGCGCACAACAAUUGUGCGUCGACUACACGUUGACCAGUCGCCGGUUACGUCAAAGACCCGAGAGACCUACGGAGAAGGAGAAAGCGAUACCGAACCCUCCGACGACGCCGAAACCCAGCCCCGUGAAACAGGAACCCGAGAUCGACAUGGAGGAUCUGAAAAGCUCCGUCAACAUUUAUUUCGGCGCGGCGAAUCGGAUAGCGGCCGGCGAACGGUUCACGGUAAAAGCGAAACGCGUGGGACCGCAAGGCAAGGUCGAGUGCCUGAUCGAGUGGGAGGGGCCGGGUGGGCCGGGCGGUAUGACUUGAAUCGACCGCGACGACCCGGUUUUUUUCCGUUUUGAGUUGCUGUGAUUUUUCCGCGGCUACGAGGCUAUCGAUCGUUUGGGGUUGGGUCGGAGAGGAGUUUUACGCGAGACGCGGAUAUUCGAGGUUUCACUAUAUAGAUGGUGACGCCGACGCACGGUGGGCGGAGCUAAUGAAUUUUAAUUUAUUUAUCUGUGCGCUUGGGAUCCGAAACUGUGAUUUUACUACUUAGUUUUACAGUACAAAGAGUAUCGCGGGGAGUUAAUUUUCUCAAUUGAUAAGGCAUUAUUUAUUCGUAAGUCGUACUCCCACAAGUUAUUGAAUAAGAGGUUUUGUUAGUUUAAGUGACUGAAUAAAUUUUCUCCCUUAUUGAGAUUUUUGACUAGCUAUUAAUUUAGUAGUAAAAAUAUGGUGAAUAAGUGCAACAUACAAAAAAGAAUUGUAGGUUAAAAUUUACCAUUUCUAUCAUUUAUGACAAAUGGAAUAGAUAUCACCCUGGUGAAUAACAAUUUUUCCAGAAUUCUUUUAUACAUGCGUUUUAAGGAAACAUUUCUGUUCUUAGCUCCCUAUUCCCUAAAACUCAAAAUUUAGGGCGGUGAAAGAGUGAAAGAACAUUGGUCUGAUUGUUACACCUACUUUUUUUUCGAUAAACACUGAGAUCCCAAUUCGACUCCUUUUUUUUCUCAUUCAGUUUCGUUCACUUUCUUUUCCAUGUGGAUAGGCUUUUAUAGUUUUACAAAUUUUGAUAAAAAUGAAAGCAAGCGAUUUAAAAUAUGAUUUAUAUUGAAAAACAAUAGUUUUUUUUUCUCCAAAAGUGAAAAAAUGCACAAAUAUUAGUUUAUGGUCCUUACAGGGCUUGUUGACCUAACUAAAACUGAAUAAAAAAAUAAAUCAAAUAUAAGUAAGGUAAAUCUUUAUGGCGUUAAAUAUCUUAAAAAUCUUGAACAAACUUUUUUACGUUGUUUUUACAACCGUUGAUGUCCCACUGUGCGUCGGUUGAUCGAAAAUUGCGUAUUCCCGGGAAGCCGGGGGAUAAUAAUCUGCACUGUAUAGCCCACCAGCCGUCAGGACCGAGUUUACUUUUCCCUAUGGUAGCCAGGAGGCUACAACUCUUAAUUAUUGUUAUGAGUCACUUAUAACUGCCAGUUUCGUCACUGCCACUUGUUAACCUGUUUUUUAUUUUUAAUUUUAAGUGAAACUGCGGGGAUAGAUCCUAAUACCUCGAGAAAAACUGCGAACAACCUUAUUGUGAAACUAGCCGAUAAAUGUGAGAGGCGUCCCUAUCCUUUUUUUGGACAAAUUUGAUGUUACUGCGCGCGAUUUGUAGUAAUCAGUUAGGUAAAUCUAAGUCUGUAAUAUAUACAUAGGGGCGGUUCGGUGCAAUUGGUGAUACCCCGUUCUGCCCCUUCCUAGAAAAAUUAAAAGUUUCUCGGCCGGUAACGCGCGAUGUUACGUUAGCGUUGUUUUAGUACAGGGUAAAAAGAAAUGUUAAGUGAACAUUUUUCGGCCGGCAUUUUUUUAGUACCGUUUAGCCCCGCACUCGUAUCGUUUCCCAAGGAACAAAUCGAACCCAAUUAUAACAUAUAAUUAUAUUUUUUAGUUUUAAAGAGACUGACCCACCAGCAUCAUACUUAAAGUAUUUUACGUACGGGGCGUCGGCCGGUACGUUUGAACUACCGACCGGUUUACUCGUAUUAGCGAAUACCUUUUAACCCGCCUGUAUCAUUUCAAGCGUCUCACACAACGUUGUACAUAAUUGUUUUUAAUUGUGUUAGGAAAUUGUCAUGUAUUCAUGCAGACUUGUAUUUUUUUAAAUUAAUUUAAACUCAAAUAAAAGGCGU